UAUAUGGAGAGCGAUAUCGAGUGAGCGAUGGAAGUCGAAUUGUACCUAGUUCCCUGAUCGACGGUGUUCUGGGAAGAAGCCGGUGACUGGUUCAAGCGUUGCUAUUACAUAAAUGAUAUUCGGAAAUAACUAAGUAGAAUUCAGAUGAUUGUUUUCGUCCUCAAAAAUAGCGAAUUUCGAAGGUUCAGCUGCUUCCUGUGAGUAAGAUAUGGUGUAAAAAAAGUUUCUGAAGUGCUGUUGGUUAAAAAGAACAACCAAGAUAACAGUGCAUAAAACUCUAUGGACCCAUCUAUAGUGAAGCUUCUGGAAGAUGACGAGGAUGAAAGUAUGCACUCAGGGGCAGACGUGGAAGCAUUCCAGGCUGCAUUAAAUAGAGACAUAGGAGGAGAUACUUCGACUUCUCAGUUGUCUGGUUCAGACACAGGAAGCAAUAAUUCAUUAAGCCAGUCAUUACCAAAGCAGCCAACUUCUACCCAUGACAAGCAAAGUGACUGUCAAAAUCAAGAGCCUAAAGUUGUGCAGCAGCAAGAGCAACAACAUUCGUCUGAAAUGGAGCAGAAGCCACAGCAACCUCUUGUUGAACAACUACAGAAUGCUGCUUCUCAGGAUGCCAAUAAUCUCCCUUCAUCUCAGAAACAAUCUCAAGAUGAAAGUGCUCAAGGCCAUACUGCACAAGCUCCCCACCAAAAUUCUCAAACAAAUGUAACUCAGAAUUCUGAAAAAGAUCCUGUCUUCAACCAUGAGGCAGUCAACACACAUAAUCCUAACCAUGAAUCUCAGUAUGCAAAGCUGCAGCAAAUGAGUAAUCAACAGGCCACUGUCAAGGAACAGCCUGGAAGUCAGGUCGAUCGGAAUAAACAGGUACCAUUUGCCAUGUUGCUCCCUAUGUUGAUUCCCCAGCUUCCCAAAGACAGAGCCAUGCAACUUCAAACUUUAUUUAAUAAAUUGAAGAAAGAUGAAAUGCCCAAAGAUCAGUUUGUGCGGCUUAUGAAAGGUAUUGUAGGGGAUCAGAUGCUUAGAUUAGCAUUAACGAAAGUGCAAUUACAGACAAGAUCCAACCCAGCACCCACUGGGCAGCAGCAUCCUCAUGUAAGGACGCCAAAUGUUAAUUCAGGUGCAACAAAAUUUAAUGAUCCCCAUGCAUUAGCCCAUCUGCAUCAGAGAAGUAUGAAUGCUGCUGCAGAUCAAUCUAAUAAUACUUCUUCAGCCGUCCAAGUAAAGAAUGAACCAACCUAUCCAACUAUGGACAUUAAUGCUAAAAAAUCUCGGGAACUGGAUGUUCAAGUAGAAUCUCAAGGAGCGCAACUAAAUCAGUUACCAUCAUCCAGUUCUAAUGCUGUUAGUCAAGAAACGGAAAGAUCCUCACUUCACUUACAAGGCCUUAAUAAGGAGCAACAACAGCAUCUACAUUUCCCUUCAGCAUAUGGUAACAGUGGUGGUAAUUAUAACCCUUUUUCGGGCUCAACCAGUAGUUCCACAUCAUCUAUCAGACCACAACCUUUUGAUUCACACAUGAGGCAAAUUCCACAUCAGAGCAUCAGUCCAAAUCAAUUAGGUGGGUCAACACAGGGUUUGAUUGGUUUGACAAAACUUGAUCAGCAAAAUUCUUUCAAUGAUCCCAAGAGAAUGCCUGGUGGAUUUGUGUCCCCUGUGGCAAACAAUACAACAUCACAACAAACAUCAAAUUCUUGGCAACCAUCAGCAAACAAAGAACAAAGUUCAGGCUCGUUUUCAUCUGUUCCAUAUGUAAAAAAGGAGCCUAAUGACCUGUCUACCGAGCAGCAACACAGGCAUAAUUUGUCUAAAUUGCACGGGCUGCAUUCUGUUAAUUCUGUGCAAAAUGAACAGGGUAGCAGUGCCAAUCAAGGCACCCUAAAGGAGGAGUUUUCAAGAGGCUUUCCAGCAUCCACAAGUAUGCCGCAUACAACAUCUAGCUUGCUGCCUCUCAAUUCUGCUUCCCCUUCUGUAUCUCAACUUGACCCUAGUGCCACUUUAAGCCCUCAGAUCCCAUCAAACACGUCUGUUAUAAAUGCAAGGACACCUCUGAAAAAGCCUUCUCCUGGCCAGAAGAAACCAAUUGAAGCACUUGGUUCUUCACCUCCUCCUCCAAGUAAGAAACAAAAAGUGUCUGGGGCAUCUCUUGAGCCAAGCAUUGAACAACUUAAUGAUGUUACUGCUGUUAGUGGUGUUGAUCUUAGGGAGGAGGAAGAACAAUUAUUUUCUGGGCCCAAGGAGGACAGUCGAGCUUCAGAAGCAUCUCGCAGAGUUGUGCAAGAAGAGGAGGAAAGUCUGAUUUUGCAGAAAGCUCCAUUGCAAAGAAAACUGAUUGAGAUUAUAAAUGAGUGUGGCUUGAAGGGUGUGAGUAAUGAUUUGGAGAGAUGCUUGUCACUGUGUGUGGAGGAAAGAAUGCGUGGAGUAAUAAGUAAUGUGAUUAGAAUGUCAAAACAGCGGGUUGAUUUGGAGAAGACAAGCCAUCGGACUGUUGUCACUUCAGAUGUACGGCAGCAAAUCCUAACAAUGAAUAAGAAGGCAAGGGAAGAAUGGGAGAAAAAACAGUCAGAAACAGAGAAGCUCCGGAAACUAAAUGAUGUAGAUGGUAAUGCUGGGAUUGAUGGUGACAAGGAGAAAGAUGAGGGUCGGACUAAAGCAACAAAGGUGAACAAAGAAGUGGAUGACAAGAUGAGGACAAAUGCUGCUAAUGUUGCUGCCCGAGCUGCUGUUGGGGGAGAUGACAUGCUGUCAAAGUGGCAACUUAUGGCUGAGCAAGCCAGACAGAAGAAACGUGGUGGGGGAAUGGAUGCUUCAUCUGGUUCUCAACCAGCUAAAGAUGUGAGCCAGAAAUCUUCAUCAACAUCAGGAAGGAGUACAAAAGAUAAUCAGGCAAGAGAGAAAAAAGGGGCUGGUAGAAAAUUUGGGAGAAGUCAUGCCACGACACCUCAAAAUAGCAUAGCUCGAAGCAUAUCUGUCAAGGACGUGAUUGCAGUCCUGGAGAGGGAACCCCAGAUGUCCAAAUCAUCACUCUUAUAUCGAUUGUAUGAGAGAAUUCAUUCUGACACCUCAACUGAAUAAGGUAAAGCUUUGGAUUCACUUGAACUUUUAAUUUUACAGAUCAAAUUUAUGCAUUGUACUAUUUCUAUCGCCAAAUAUUUAGUAGCGGUGGUGCACUGGAUUCACUUGAACUUUUAAUUUUAGAGCUUAAAUUUCUGUAGAUAACGUGAUGUACAUCAGUAGGUGUGUGGAAAAUACUUAUUACACAUUCAGUGGAAGGAGAUCUUAAAUUAUUUUUCUUCCCUUUUGAGUUUUAACAAACAUUACAAUUUCUCCCAGAGGUACCCAACUGGACAGAAAAUGCUUAUUUCACAACAGUCAUCCCUCAUAUCUCUGGAAGAAUCGCAAGUCUACUUGCAGAGAAUGAGAUGGGACUUGAUAUAUUCGGAUGGUCAAAAUUGUGUAGAUGUCAGUAAAAUUACGUGUUUAAAUGUAUGUAUGUAUCUUGUAAUGCGAUGGGACUUGAUAUAAACUGGACUUUAUUUAAUUUUUAAACGACUUGUGAUCUACAUUUCUAUACAUUUUAAGGCAUGGAAUGAACUAAGCUAGCUUGGGAAGUGGUAACCUUUAUGUAGCUCGGUUCAGCAGAUUCAUAAGCUGGAAAAUUUGCUUGUUUGUUAAAUGGGUCGAGUUGGAACUUU
Molecule: messenger RNA, 3689 nt
Organism: Glycine soja
Lineage: Eukaryota; Viridiplantae; Streptophyta; Magnoliopsida; Fabales; Fabaceae
Product: transcription initiation factor TFIID subunit 4b-like
Exons: 15
Coding region: 280-3069 (929 amino acids)
Biological process (GO): transcription initiation at RNA polymerase II promoter
Cellular component (GO): transcription factor TFIID complex
Molecular function (GO): DNA binding; RNA polymerase II general transcription initiation factor activity; protein heterodimerization activity
Source: RefSeq, a predicted model, not a curated record